Penicillium oxalicum is the source of this 357-nucleotide messenger RNA. RefSeq lists its product as uncharacterized. The record is from RefSeq and is a predicted model, not a curated record. Lineage: Eukaryota; Fungi; Ascomycota; Eurotiomycetes; Eurotiales; Aspergillaceae. The transcript has 3 exons. Bases 1 to 357 code for a protein of 118 amino acids.
AUGGCCUGCCGGGCAGCCUCGAAUGUUGAGCGUCUCGAUCUCUUCAUGCACAGAAGCGCACUGCGGGAAACGGGCGCACUGUCCGCAACGUACUACUUGAAACGCUUCGGUGGAACACUGGGACAGUUGGACGUGGGACAGUGGACACUGCACCCGAUGCACAAAAGGAGACGGACUCAGACGCUAGGCUCCACCGACAGCCUCGCAGACCACUCACAAGUCCAGAUUUGUGCAGCUGAACUGUCAGACUCUGACUCGAAGAUGCUGUACCAACGGCGAAGCCCGAACCCAGAAAACCCACCCUUCCACGCGGCGCCUGCUGAGGAGACCGCAGCCGACAAGCUGGUGGCUACCUGA